AUGGCAGACUUGGAAAACAUGCUUCUUGAGGCAGCUGGAAGAACAAGUUCUCCAGUGAGAAAGAGGCACAAGCUUCGGAACUCAAAAAUGAAACGUGAGGGUGCUGCAUUUUCUGAUGGGGGAAGUAAUUCCAGAGGAGAAAACUCUGAUGAGGUUUCUGGUGGUGCAAGCAAGAGGCCAACAAGAUGUGCAUCCAAUGUUCCAUUGAAGAAGAGGUUGGACCUCAGCAAAAGAGUUGGUAUUAGUAAUGAGCAUGGAAGCCAGGGAGGAGGAGGAGGAGGAGGAGGUGAAUUGGAAGAUGGAGGUCGUGUUAGGGAAGGUGGAAGCAGUGAGGAAUCUGAUGUUGGCAGUGAUCUUUACAAGAAUGAAGAUGACAAGGAGAGGCUUGCAAAGAUGACUGAACUUGAAAGAGAGAUGAUUUUAUCUGAUAGAGCAGCAAAGAAAGGUGAAAAGGAAUUCAAAGAGCAAUUGAGAAUGAAGAGGGACAACAACAAUGCAAUUUCAAAGACUAGUCAAUCACCUCUUCCUUCAUCUGCCAAGGUUCGUACAUCAGCAAGACAUGCUGAGAGGACAGCUGCUAAAGGAGAUGUUCUAAGUGAAUUGCGUGCAAAAAGGAUGAAGCAGCAGAUCCCAGACAGUCAUGGUAAGUUGGGAAAUGCAUCAGGAACAGGCUCAAGUAGCAAGGGAUUGAAGCAAAAAUCUGGAGCAACAGCAAGUCCAAGUAGCUCUAGUCAGAGUGAGAGUCAUAUGAGGUCUGACAGUGAAAGAGAAUCCUCUGAGGGAUUGGCUGACAGUGAUGAUGAUAAGAACAUGCAUGAAUCAGAGAUGCCAACAUUUCAGGAUAUAAAGGAAAUUACCAUUAGGAGGUCAAAGCUAGUGAAAUGGUUGAAUGAACCAUUUUUUGAGGAGUUAAUUGUUGGUUGUUUUGUAAGAAUUGGCAUAGGAAGGUCAGACAGUGGACCUGUCUACAGGCUCUGCAUGGUCCAAAGAGUUGAUGGAAGUGACCCUGAUAGACAUUACAAGGUAGAGAAUAGAGUCACUUAUAAGUAUCUGGUUUGUGUAUGGGGAAGUGAAAACUCUGCUGCCAGGUUUCAAGUGGCUGUAGUUUCAGAUUCUGCACCACUGGAGAAAGAGUUCAAACAGUGGGUUAGAGAAGUUGAGAGAACUUGCAGCCAGAUGCCUAGUAAGCUGAAUGUGUUGGAAAAGAAGGAGGCAAUAAGAAGAACCAACACAUAUAUUUACUCAGCAGCCACUGUGAAGCAGAUGCUAGAGGAGAAAAAAUCUGCAACAUCUAGGCCACUGAACAUUGCAGUAGAGAAAGAUCGUUUAAAGAGACAGUUGGAAAUAGCAAAAAGUAAGAAUGAUGAGGCAGAGAUGGAUAGGAUAUACACAAAGCUGACAGAAUUGGAAGCAUCCCGUCAAGCUCAGGAGAAUGAUGCCAAGGCUAUAAGGCUUGCUGAGAUGAACAGAAAGAACAGGUUUGAGAACUUCAAAAACUUAUCUGAGCAUAAACAGUUGAAAGCAAAAGCUGGAGAGGAGGGGUAUGAUCCCUUUUCAAGGAGGUGGACAAGGUCGAGGAAUUACUACAAUAAAGAUAGUAAAGAAGCUCAGGAGAAUGAAGAAGAUAAAGGAGAAAAGGAUGUAACUGCGGGUGAAGUUAGUAGAAGGGAAGGACAAGAACCUGUCACUAUAAAGGUAGGGGUUAAAGCAACAGAAGCUGCAUUGCAAGCUGCUGCUGUUGCUGGGAAGUUGAUUGAUACCUUUGCUCCCGUGGAUCGUGGAACAGAAUCAAAUAUGCUGCAUGAUUUUGAAUUGCCAAUUUCACUUGCUGAACUCAAGAAUUUUGGAGGAACACAAGGACUUAAAAAUGGGUUUCUGGCAAGGAAACAAAAAAUAGAAGCAACAGUUGGGUGCCGGGUUCCUGAGAAUGACGGGAGUAGGCAUGCCCUUACAUUAACUAUCAGUGACUACAAGAGAAGAAGAGGGCUUCUGUGA
This is a messenger RNA of Gastrolobium bilobum, 1995 nucleotides long. RefSeq names its product protein RTF1 homolog. NCBI's taxonomy places the organism in Eukaryota, Viridiplantae, Streptophyta, Magnoliopsida, Fabales, Fabaceae. Gene Ontology annotation, cellular component: Cdc73/Paf1 complex. The record is from RefSeq and is a predicted model, not a curated record. The transcript has a single exon. Gene Ontology annotation, molecular function: DNA binding; RNA polymerase II C-terminal domain phosphoserine binding. The coding region runs from base 1 to 1995 and encodes 664 amino acids.